GGGUUUGCUUAGUGGCAUAAUACCUUAACUCAGAAAUAUCCUGAUUUGCAUUUCAUGAUCGGAGGAGAGGGGCCAAAGAGAAUUAUUUUGGAGGAAGUACGGGAAAGAUACCAGCUACAUAACAGGGUGCAUCUUUUGGGAGCUUUAGAUCACAAGGACGUUAGAAACGUCUUAGUGCAAGGACAUAUUUUUCUGAAUACCUCUCUCACGGAAGCAUUCUGCAUGGCGAUUGUGGAAGCAGCCAGUUGCGGUUUACAGGUUGUGAGUACCAGGGUUGGUGGAAUCCCUGAGGUCCUUCCUGAAGAUCUCAUUAUUUUAUGUGAGCCUUCAGUAAAAUCUUUGUAUGAUGGAUUAGAAAAAGCUAUUCUCCAAUUCAAGUCAGGGUUACUGCGAGCUCCAGAAGAGAUCCACAACCUAGUAAAGACGUUCUACGCCUGGAGGGAUGUUGCAGAGAGAACUGAAAGGGUUUAUGACCAGGUGGCUGGGGAAGCUGUGUUGCCCAUCAUCAAACGGCUGGACAGGCUCAUCUCUUGCUGCACCCCAGUAACAGGCUACAUUUUGGCCUUAUUGGCUGUGUUCAGCCUUCUCUUCCUCAUUCUCCUGAGAUGGAUAACUCCAGAUUCCAUCAUUGAUGUUGCAGUAGAUGCCACGGGGCCAAAGAGCUCGUGGACUCUGCAGCAUCCUCGCAGAGCAAAACUGGAUGAGGAUGAUGGCAAGUCUGAAACCAGGUAGAAGAGAACCAGCGCUGUAAAGAUCUGAA
Ochotona princeps (American pika) is the source of this 760-nucleotide messenger RNA. Its product is annotated as phosphatidylinositol N-acetylglucosaminyltransferase subunit A-like. Bases 55 to 732 code for a protein of 225 amino acids. NCBI's taxonomy places the organism in Eukaryota, Metazoa, Chordata, Mammalia, Lagomorpha, Ochotonidae. The record is from RefSeq and is a predicted model, not a curated record. Gene Ontology annotation, molecular function: phosphatidylinositol N-acetylglucosaminyltransferase activity. Gene Ontology annotation, cellular component: glycosylphosphatidylinositol-N-acetylglucosaminyltransferase (GPI-GnT) complex. The transcript has a single exon. Gene Ontology annotation, biological process: GPI anchor biosynthetic process.